UCGGUCACUUACAGAGACUGAGAGUAAAUAUUCUCAAAUUGAGCGCGAAGCCCUUGCUAUUGUGUUUGGUAUUGAACAGUUCCAUCUCUAUCUUUAUGGACACGAGUUCACUUCAAUCACUGACCACAAACCUUUGGAACUCUAGAUCACGCCCGUCUGCUAGAUUAGAACGGUGGUGUCUGCACUUGCAAGACUACACUUUUCAGGUCAAAUAUUGCCCUGGACCGACAAACCCAUCAGAUUAUCUUUCCAGACAUCCUUUACCAAAUUACUACAAUACGAACACCUGCAAAACGCCCAACUUAGCUGAUGACCAUAUACGUUUUAUCGCGCAGAACGCAGUUCCCAUUGCAUUAGGUAUUGAGCAAUUACGCAAAGCUGUCAAGCAAGACUCAACACUUCAAGCCUUGAUUGAAAUUCUCCAAAAUAAUACAUGGAACUCACUCGCAACUAAACAACCCGAUAAUACCGAUAUCGACCUUGACGAGUUAAAAGCAUUUAAAAAGAUCCAACAUGAGUUAUCAUUAACAUCGGAUGUUGACCUAAUUUUACGAGAAAACAGACUAGUUAUCCCUAAACAAUUACGUAAACAAGUGAUACAAUUAGCUCAUGAAGGCCAUCAAGGUCUUGUUAAGACAAAGAAAUUGAUACGUGAAAAAGUUUGGUUUCCUGGUAUUGAUGCAUUAGCUGCAAAAGCAGUGAAAGACUGCCUUGCAUGCCAGUCGGUAGGACAACCUGCGAAACUCGCUCCACUAAAUCCUCUGCCAAUUCCUUUACAGGCAUGGGACACACUCUAUGUUGAUUUUCUUGGACCCUUAUCUAGCAAAGACCUUCUCCUUGUAGUAAUUGACGGACGGACACGGUUUCCUGAGGUUGCAAUCGUUCGCAGCACCAAUGCAAAAUCGACGAUAACCUCUCUUAAUCGCAUCUUCGCGACACAUGGUUUGCCCAGAAGAAUUAUUUCCGACAACGGACCACCAUUCCAAAGUGAAGAAUUUCGUCACUACAUGAUUACAAAUGGCAUCACACAUCACAAAAUAACGCCAUUAUGGCCGCAAGCCAAUGCAGAAGCCGAAAACUUUAUGAAGCCAUUAACAAAAUGUCUCCAGACUGCUGUCAUCGACAACAAAGAUUGGAAAGAAGAGUUACAGUUGUUCUUGUUGAAUUACCGUGCAACACCUCACUGCACAACCAAAGUACCCCCAGCCACGGCACUCUUUGGUCGGAAUAUACGCAGAAAACUAUCCCAACAACCAAGUCGAGUGAAUAUGAGAAGAGUCAACAAGCAGAUAAACGAAGCCGAUGCAGCAACAAAAUCAAAAUCUUAGAGCUAUGCUGAUCAACGUCGUGGUGCAAAACAACCAAACUUCAAGGUUGGAGAUCAAGUUCUCGUUCGACAGCAAAAGAGGAAUAAAUUAACGUCGAAGUUUAACUCUAAACCAUACCAUAUUAUCAAGAUUAAAGCAAACACAUCGGGGGAACACCAGGUUACAAGAAACUGUUCCCAUUUCAAGUUAUUUACUGGAAAUUCGAAUACAGAACUUUCGGAGAGCGACAAUGAAAGUGAUGUGAGUGUGGAGGACAACGCAGUUGGUCAACCGAAUAUUGAAGUCGGACAAGGGAGGGGUGAACCGAGAAGAGAAAUAGAAGAACCGGUAGUUGAACAUCGGGAUGGUCAACGCAGAUAUCCCCAAAGACGCAGAAACCACCCUUUACUUUAUCGAGACGAACAGAACAUCAGAUAA
Paramuricea clavata is the source of this 1745-nucleotide messenger RNA. The record is from the annotation of a GenBank genome assembly. Lineage: Eukaryota; Metazoa; Cnidaria; Anthozoa; Malacalcyonacea; Plexauridae.